CUGUUCUCUAUAUAAAUGCUCAGAGAAGGCAAGGAUAGGAGCCAUCAAGCACAGUCUGAUCCAUUGUGCAACAGAAGGAAAGCAAUAUGAAAAUAUACACCCUGUGGAUUGUGUUCUUCGCUGGAUCCCUGGCACAAGAAGAUUUGGACAACAAAGUUCUAGUUUUUCCCAAAGAGUCUUCCACCUCGUAUGUGAUUUUGAAGCCGGCAGUGAUAAAGACCCUCGAUAAACUUUCAGUCUGUGUCCGAUCAUUCACAGACCUUUCAAGGUCUUAUCCAAUCUUUUCAGUGUCCAGUCAAGGAAAACAAAAAGCCCUCAUUGUUGUUAUAACGCCAAGCAAUACCUACAACAUUCAUGUAUUCCAGGAAACCAACAUUAUAAAUACAGACGCCAGUGGCCUUGACUGGAGGCACAGCUGUGUGACUUGGGAUUCAACCACUGGGAUCCUCCAGCUUUGGGUCAACGGGAAACUUUACCCAAGAACAGUAUCAAGAAAAGGAAGUAUUUACAGUGAAAAGACAAUUAUGAUCUUGGGCAAUGAGCAACACAGCUAUGGGGGGACUGGGUUUACAGUAUCUGGCUCUUUCAAGGGGGAAAUCAGUGAUGUGCAUGUGUGGGAUUUUGUUUUGUCACCAGACGAGGUACAAAGAGCUUUGUUUAAUAACAGGAAUCUCAAUGGGAACAUAAUUAACUGGAGAUCUCUGAAUUACGAGAUUAUAGGAGAAGUUGUUGUCCAGCCCAAGCUUCAGUGCGGGUCAUUGGAGUUAAAGACAUAUGCUCUUUGUUAUGAUGAAAAAUCUCCAGCCAAGUAAAAAAAGUAAAUAAACUGCUAGCACUAUGCAAUAUUAAAGGAAACAUUAGUAGAAAUACAUUCUCGUGCAGUAGCUUAACUAGAGUGCACCAGGCAUCCCUGCCAAACAAUCUGCAGAGGGGCCCAGCGCACUCUGAUCCCCAUCCUCCCACCCACUUCCCACCUCCACCCAUGUCCCACCUCCUCCCACUUUCCACCUGGACCCUGCCCACUCCCUGGCCGGACCCCACCCAGACUCCGCCCACUCUCGCCCUGUGCCGACACAAUCUGCUUCCCUUCCACAGGUAAAAGCACGGCUGUGGAGGGGGGGGGAGUUAUUGUUAGGUUUAGAGGAAUCAAACACCCUUUUCCCAGGACCCCCCUCUGACUGUGGGGUCUGCUUCCUUUAUGGUUACACCACUGUUCUUGUGGUUUUCUAAAUUUCAAUAUGCAUUGUACAGGUUCUGACAUAAUACACCACCAGAUUAGGACCACAUAUAUUAGCAGCUCUUGGCCCCACCGGAGUAAUAGAAGGGAUUAAAUCCCAUGGGUAUUGUUGACUAGUCAGGAAACUGAGAUUAUAGGUUAUAGCAGGGGUGCCCAAAAGGUAGACUGGGAUCUAUCAGUGGACUUCUAGCUGGUGAUCAGUAGAUCUGAAGACACUGUCAACAAACAGCUUGUCUUAAUUACCCUCCUGUUUCAU
Molecule: messenger RNA, 1493 nt
Organism: Xenopus laevis (African clawed frog)
Lineage: Eukaryota; Metazoa; Chordata; Amphibia; Anura; Pipidae
Product: MGC83053 protein
Exons: 3
Coding region: 87-812 (241 amino acids)
Source: RefSeq, a predicted model, not a curated record